Molecule: messenger RNA, 1122 nt
Organism: Pocillopora verrucosa
Lineage: Eukaryota; Metazoa; Cnidaria; Anthozoa; Scleractinia; Pocilloporidae
Source: RefSeq, a predicted model, not a curated record
AUGUCCUUAACCGUGCCAACUCUUCUUUUGAUAUUCGUAAUGGAUUUAGCCGCAAUCUUUUUCAACGGACUACUGUUACAGAGCUGCUACAAAGAUGAAAAAAAAUACAGAUCUAUCAAAAAGUGCUGGAUAUUAUUAGGUCUUCAAGUCGCUUGCCAAGUUGUAAUUCUGGUCGCGGAUGCCGCGGGAUGGUGGAAUGGUUUCCGUAUUCAAGCUACGGAAUCCUGUAAUGUCUUGAGGGUUCUUUCCUUGUCCAUGAUGUUUUUUCAAAUUAGUAACCUGGUGGCAAUCAUGAAAGUGUGCUAUGAACAUCCCUCAGUACAUGAAGAACAUAAAACAUUUUCUUGCCUUUCAUUGUACGCGAUGCUUCUUCUGAGAUUCAUCGCUUCUGCAAUGAUCUUUUGGCACCAUUGCUUAUUGCAAACGCCCAUUUUUCAAGUCGUCCUCAAAGUUACGUUGAUUUUGACCAUGUCUAUUGACUUCUGUUUGGUUUCCGUAACCUUGGCUAAAGACGAUACUGAGAGCAACAAGGAGAUCGUGUCACCAAAAUCAGACGCCGCGAUGGAUUCACGUUUCUUGUUACGGUCGUGGAGAGCUUGGACAGAAAACAAGAAGUCCUUACUCGUUAUCGUUUUUGUUGCAACAUGUUCGGUGCUGAUUUUCAGCGACAUGGCCCGUGCUCGUUUCGAAUCAGCACUAUGGGGUCACGAUUUGAAAGGAGCCACGUCGUUUCAUAUAAUUUUUUAUCUACUAUUCCUCAAAUUUUGUUGGGGAAUAUGUGUACCAGUAACACUGUAUGAUGCGAUUGAUUUAAGCUAUCCCAGAAAGAAAGGCAAAGGCACCAUAACAGUAACAAUUUGAAAGGAAACUUCGCUGUUAAUUACAGAAACUGAAGUAAAACUUCGUUUAUAACACAUGGGUUACUCGAUCUUUCUUUGAAGUAAACAAAACACAUGGCCCAUUGAGUCCCACUAUGUUGUGAUACUCUUCGUUAUUCUUAUUUCUCCAAAGGAUAUCAAUUGGGUUGACUUCAGAGGCACUGUUUCUUGUAGUUUCUAAAUUUUAAAAAUCUAAGGAAAGGUAUCGUUUGAGCUCACAUUGGAAUAAUUGGAUUAUAAGAAG